This is a messenger RNA of Episyrphus balteatus (marmalade hoverfly), 811 nucleotides long. It is a transcript of the gene gdl, whose product is annotated as gonadal protein gdl. The transcript has 3 exons. The record is from RefSeq and is a predicted model, not a curated record. The coding region runs from base 111 to 692 and encodes 193 amino acids. NCBI's taxonomy places the organism in Eukaryota, Metazoa, Arthropoda, Insecta, Diptera, Syrphidae.
UGAAUACCAUUGAAACUGAUUGAAACGAAUAAAUAACAUUUCACAUUUGUAAUAUUUUACAAAACUUGGAAACUUGAUUAUUUUUCUGCAGAAAAACUAAACAAAAAACAAUGGAAAAUAAUUUUCAAGUUGAAGAAAAUUCACUAUCCCAAGACACAUAUCAGGAUGAUCCACAACCAUCGCCAGAAUUCCUCCAAAGAAAAUUAUAUUUUCUUGUUGAUCAACUAAAACAAAUGCAUUCUGCUUUGCCCGAACAAUUCCAAAUAAGAAUAUCCUACGAAUUAUUAACAGAAUUAGCUAAUUCCUUACUAAACGAUACAAUAUUCGAAAUAGUUAAAGGAUUAAUGGACAUUCAACAUGUAACCGAAAAACACUUGGAAAAUCUUCGCAAUCAAGUCGAGAAUGAAUAUCAAAUUGAAGUACAAGAUUGGGCAUCGAAAAUAUCAGAUCCAGAAGAAUUGGAACACAUUUUGGGACUAAUGAAGAUAAAACACACGAAAAAACUGAAAGAAACUGAUAUGAAAUUAAUUGCACAUUUGGAUCAAAAAGUGAGAGACCAACAAUCAUUACUGGAAAAGGCAUGUGUGGCUGGAUUUUAUGUAACAGACAAUCCCAGGGAAAUCAAGAUUCAAAUGUUUUUGCUUGAUUUUAUUUUGCGUUUGAGUCGGGUGAAAUUCGAACCGAAUAAAUAGGAAUUACUGCAGUGGGAUGAGACCCAGAGAGAUAAGACUUGAUUGAUUUGACUUUGAUUCAAAAGAAAAUUGUAUAAAAUAUUAUUUUAUUAUGUAUGUUAAAGCCGAAUUCGUUGCAC